Cyphomyrmex costatus is the source of this 1385-nucleotide messenger RNA. RefSeq names its product Spaetzle domain-containing protein 6 (gene spz6). The transcript has 8 exons. Gene Ontology annotation, cellular component: extracellular region. The record is from RefSeq and is a predicted model, not a curated record. Gene Ontology annotation, molecular function: Toll binding; growth factor activity. Lineage: Eukaryota; Metazoa; Arthropoda; Insecta; Hymenoptera; Formicidae. Gene Ontology annotation, biological process: innate immune response; central nervous system formation. Bases 1 to 1230 code for a protein of 409 amino acids.
AUGGAAUUUCGUACGUUUGUUAUGAUACUCUUGUGUGCAUCAUCGUAUGCCGAAGAUGAGUCUAAAAAUAUCAAACCAGUCGUUAAUGACGAGUCCACGCGAACGGAAGAGCCUCCAGAGGGAUAUUACGCAUUCGUCGAAUCACCGAAUGCGGAACCACCGAGAGUUCGGCCACCGCCCUACAUUGACAGCGAUAAAGAAUGUUACGGUAGCGAUAAACAUGGAAAAGGAUACGUUUCAAUACAUAAUAUAUGCGGAGAUUUAAAUAAAGGCUAUAUUCCGCGAAAUCCAAUGAACCAAUACGUAAAUGGCUCGUCAUAUCCUUUUGCACUGAUAAAAAACCACACUCUUAAGUUCCUCAGUAAGGCAUUACCAAUCCUCAAGGCUGACGAUUCGCUGCCAAAAGUCGCCAAAGUGCAUCCAUUGUCACAAAAUUCCGUUGAUAUAGACGAAGAAGAAAAACAUGAUAGGAGCAAGAGGUCUAGUCCAAUGGAUUCGACUUUAGUCACGGAUUCCAAUCGACAUGGUCGAAAAUUUUGCGAUAACGGUAGCGGAGUGAUGUGCAUGUUAUUUAAAGCGAUUCAAGGCGAGCCGAUCACGUCGUCGGCAUCGAUCAUCGAACGCCGGGACGAACCUUCGACGUCCGAUUAUCGGCGAGGAGAACGCGUUCCAUCGCAAGAGAAAACGGAAUAUACGGGCCCGCCGACACCAUGUCCAGCCAAAGUCGAGUACGCGACUCCGGUCUUCGCUAAGAAUUAUCAAGGUGUUUGGAGAUACGUGGUGCAGAUACCUUACGAAGGUUACUUUACGCAGACAAUUGAACUCACCAGAUGCAUGCAAUCGAGGUGCCAUUACUUGGACGGUGGAUGUUUAUCGUCGCCAAGGUGGACAAGUCUAUUGGUCGCUGAAAUAUUUUACCCGGACACGUUCUUAGAAGAUAAUCAAGGGGGUGCCGGUAUCGGGUCUGCUACUCGAGAUCCCGUCGCCGGAUCACCACCACCAGUUCACGAUUUUCAAAAUUAUCAGCAAUAUUUGCAGAAACGCGCGAGCACGGGAGAAGCACGUAACAACGGCGGUUCUCAACAUCAUUGUGAUGGUGUCGAUGAAAUGGGUUGCUUCCAAGUACGGCUAUAUUACGAUUGGUUCUUAGUACCGGGAAGCUGUAAAUGUUGGCGACCGGAUUACUUCAAUCGAUACGUCCGUCGUAGCGGCUCAAAUGUCGAAUUAUGAUGAACUUUACAUAGAAAUGUUUUGUAUAUUUUUUACAUUCUGAGAAGACAUCGCGCUGUUUUACUUAGCGAUUAUUUCAAUCGUUGCUCCGUGCACGUACGAAGUUAGGGCGACUUACCCGACAAUGAGUCAAUCUAAAUAUCGCACAUAGUCAU